Aspergillus pseudotamarii is the source of this 2659-nucleotide messenger RNA. RefSeq lists its product as uncharacterized. Bases 294 to 2507 code for a protein of 737 amino acids. The transcript has 2 exons. The record is from RefSeq and is a predicted model, not a curated record. NCBI's taxonomy places the organism in Eukaryota, Fungi, Ascomycota, Eurotiomycetes, Eurotiales, Aspergillaceae.
ACGGAACAAAAAGCAGAGAAAGCCAAUACAUGCUGUCUGGGUGAUUCUGUGCCAACAAGGUCUAUACUCCGUCAUAAUACAUUCACGUGAUCACUUUCCAUUCCAAGAAACACGUCUUUGCCUCCAUGUAUAAUAUUAGCAGCUUACACUGUACUUUCUAUUUACUUAACUAUAAUAUUUCUGCUAUCUAUCCCUGACAACUUGGGAGCCUAUUUACGCGUCGCCGUUUUAUCAUGCCUGCCUAGUCAAGAGCCAAUCGAAACCAAUACCAUUUCACUAUCUCCGUACAACUUAUGGAUAGCACAAGCUCACCAGAUUAUAAGGCGCUUUUUCUGAGAGAAGCCGAGCGGAGGAAGGAAGCAGAAGAACGCCAGCGGAAGGCAGAGGAAGAACGGGAGCAGGAGAAAGAGGAGAGAAGGCGUGCAGAGGAGGAACGAGAUCAGGGCAGAGAACUAACGCGGCACACCACCUUUCUAGAACUUCUCCGUCACUGCCAUAUCCUUUUCUCGCUUCCUUUACGAGCCGCAUCGCCGUCUAAAUCCACAACAGGAAAAAUACCGCAGCCAACAGGGAAAUACUGCCCGCGACGCCUUCUACCUUGGGAAGACUGUGCAGUUAGGCAACAGGAGAUUUACCGGUCUGUUUGCACCUAUCUGGAACCUGAAGGGAAGGCUGCGGAACAGCGAUUUUCACCGCGCCUUGCGCUGGAGGACUUGGGUAAACGAUUUGAUGAAAGACCAAUAAGCAGUGAGCAGGAUCUGCAGAGCUAUGAACGAUUUGGUGUGGAGAACUAUGUUCGUGAUAUUAUUGUAGCUCUCUGCAAGAUACCAGCCGCUCGAGAUGAAUUUGGGCUGGGCGAUGGAGUUAUGUUCGAGAAUCAUGCGAAUGCUCUUGAUCCCGUCGAAGCUAGCUAUCUUCAACGAAAUGAAUUGUCGAGUUCCUGGCGUUCAAAACCAGAUCAAUUUUGUAUUCACCGAGUUGAUGGUGGUCAUAAUACUCUUCUAACAACAGUUGAGUACAAGCCACCCCAUAAGCUAUCCGUUGAAAACCUUCGCGCAGGAUUACGGCCGAUGGACUUUUGGAAAGAGGUUGUUCGGUCUGAUUCUGUCCCAACCGAGGAAACCGCGAAACUGGAAUACAAUGCAGCUUGGCUGACAGGAUCUGCUGUGACCCAAGAGUACCAUGUGAUGAUUCAGGAGGGACUUGAGUACUCCUACUUGACUAACGGACUUGCGCUGGUUCUGUUACAUGUCCCCUGCGAUGAGCCAAGCACCCUAUACUACCACCUCUGUGAGCCAAACAUGGAGAUCGAUCUAGAUAAUGACUGCAGCUUCGAGCAGCCACUGACGGCUAUUGCACGGGUAUUGUGUCUGUGUCUCAUGAGCUUUAGCGCGCGACUUCGCGACCAGGCGUGGCGAAAUGAUGCAGGGCCGGGUAUACCAGUUUGGGAGACGAGUUUUGAUUAUACUCGCUCGCAAAUUCCAGAAAGAGAAUUACGGCAGCACCCACCGGGUUCAGAAUAUAGUCCCUUAGAGAGCUCUGGGCGCACUGUCUCGGAAUAUCUGCCAUCGUCCUCUCCUAUUGAGUCUCCCACGAAAGGACGUCGAAUACCAACUCGCUCUCGAGUUCAAUGUGCCCCGGAUACAGUAGACCGUGGGGAUUCUCCAGAUUCCGAUACUGAUUCUGCUCCCGGUAGGCGGAAGCGUGGCUUCAGCCAGGUCUCAUCGUCUCCAUUAUCGCCAUCCGUUCAACGACCCGCACGUCAGACGGGCUGCCGGUUUAAUGAAAGCAGCCGGCGUCACCACAGAGCUCAAUUUUGUACCCAGCGAUGUCUGCUUGGCCUACAGCAAGGGGGCAAGCUGGAUGGAAAUUGCCCGAAUGUUAUGCUUCAUCAGCAGGGUGGAAACAACAGUCGACACCUCCUCGAUGCCCAGAGCUUGGUUCAAUGUAUCAAACAGCAGCUGGAUGAAAAUCUUGACCGCGACUGCACGCCCAUGGGACGCUGUGGGGCAUCUGGAGCACCCUUCAAGAUAACCUGCACUGCAUAUGGAUAUACAGUCGUCGGUAAAGGAACCACAUCUUAUCACUGGAACGAAGUGAAGCGUGAAGCGGAUAUUUACCGCAUACUUUCGAAGGUUCAAGGAUCUGCCGUCCCUGUUUUUCUCGGCACGGUUGAUCUGGCCAAGACCUACUUCCUCCAUGGAGCCGGGAAGAUCCGCCAUAUGCUGCUCAUGGCUUGGGGGGGUGAACAUAUUAAAAAUAUCCAGGCUAACGAUGUAGCCAGACGAGAGGUUUCAAGGUCCAAGAAACAGAUUCGGUCUUUAGGAGUAUUACACCGGGACCUUCGGCCAGAAAAUAUUCUGUGGAGUACCGAGCUAAACAGGGCCUUAAUUAUUGACUUCCAUUGUUCUCAAUUAGACCCGCGACCGGUAAAACGGCGGCGAAGGUGGUCGGACAAAUUCAGUUACGAAGAGGCACAUGAGCGAAAACGGCUUUGUGCAUCCUGACUUAAGUUUAUACCCAAUAUAAGUAUACUUAAUAUGACCUCUACAGUACGUCCUUCAGAAACUGGACAUUGUCGAAAUCUCUACACGAAGUUCACUUUUUCGCGAAACAGUGUGCGCUGUCUGCACUUGAUUAUUGGACAGUCUUCCUACUU